AAAAAAAUGCCAUCCUCUUCUUCAGCUCAUCCAUUGAAAUUCCUCUCCCUUAGUUUAGCCCGUGAAUGAGGCAUUCUCCAUAUCCAUGGCGACCACACUCCAGACUCUCUGGAGUUUGCAUAGAAAUGAGAAGUAUUAAUGAAAGAACACACACACACUUCUCUCUUUCUCUUUCUCUCUCGUUCUCUCUCCGUCCAGUGUGCCAGAAAGCGCAAACAUUCCCACGUGAUGAUGGAGUUUGCUCCCUCCCUCAGCGCGCGCACAAUAGCGCACGCCAGCGCACCUCCUCGCGUCUAAACUCGGUCAAGACUCAGGUCUAGUCUCAGUCCACACGCAACGCGCAGCUUUGGAAGGAGCUCCGAGGAACACGGCGGCCACUUUUUAUUUGCCCGUUUCCACACCGGGAAAGGAGUUGCCCCCACAGCUUUUCUUUUUGUACUCCCCCCCGUUUCAAAUGGGAUUUACAUGCGCCCGCGGAACUUUGGCUCACUUUUCUCCUCUGUGACUUUAUCGGACCCAGUUUCGCUGUCAACAUGCCGGAGCGACUCAGCAUUUCGGACUUUGUGGUCUUGACAAACGAGGAUUUAACUUCGCCGGGGACGUCAAGCUUUCAGUCGAAAAUGAGCGACUGCCGGAGCACGGUUUCAACCGUGGAGGAGUCCCUGGAGAUGGACCACACAACUCUGCAGAAGAUGAAGAAGAUGAUCAAAGCGAUACACACGUCUGGACUCUCACACGUGGACAACAAGGAGCAGUAUAUCGAGGUGCUGGAGAACCUGGGGAACAGUCACCUAACCCAGGACAACAACGAGGUCUCCACGGGCUUUCUUAACUUGGCCGUGUUUACCAGAGAGGUCACGGCCCUCUUCAAGAACCUGGUGCAAAACCUCAACAACAUCAUGGCGUUUCCUCUGGAAAAUGUGCUGAAGUCAGAACUCAGAGACAGCAGAUUAGAGCUCAAGAAACACAUGGAGAAGAGCUGGAAGGAUUACGACACGAAAAUAGGGAAGCUGGAGAAGGAGAGGAAGGAGAAGACCAGGCAGCUGGGGCUGAUCAGGACGGAAGGAUCAGAUGGAGGGGAGGACAUGGAAAGGGAGAGAAGGAGCUUCCAGCUACAGAUGUGUGAGUAUCUUUUGAAGAUCCAGGACCUGAAGGUUCGUCAGGGCCCCGAUCUUCUCCAAAGCCUCAUUAAAUAUUUCCAGGCCCAGCUCAGUUUCUUUCAGGAUGGCCUGAAGGCUGCAGAGAAUCUUGCUCCCUUUAUCGAGAAGCUUGCUUCUUCUAUCCACACGGUGCGCCAGGACCAGGACGAGGAGGUGAAACAACUCACUCAGUUGAGGGAUUCUCUCAGAUUAUUCCUGCAAGUGGAGGGGAAAGAGGAGUACAUGAACAGGAAGAACUCUGGCAACGGGUACAGCAUCCACCAGCCACAGGGAAACAAGAAGUAUGGGACGGAGAAGUCUGGCUUCCUGCUCAAGAAGAGCGACGGGAUCAGGAAAGUCUGGCAGAAGAGGAAGUGCGGCGUCAAAUUUGGCUGCCUGACGAUAUCCCACAGCACGAUCAAUCGACCUCCAGCCAAGCUGAACCUGCUGACCUGUCAGGUGCGACCGAACCCGGAGGACAGGAAGACCUUUGACCUGGUCACUCAUAACCGAACAUAUCAUUUCAUGGCAGAGGACGAGCAGGAAUGUGUGAUUUGGGUGUCAGUGCUGCAGAAUAGCAAAGAGGAGGCCCUGAACACGGCGUUGGGAGGAGAUCAGCUUCACCUCCAGGACAGCGGGCUCCAAGAACUGUCCCGAUCCAUUAUCGCCGAGCUUCGACAAAUGCCUGGCAAUGAGGCCUGCGCUGACUGCGGAGCUCCAGAUCCAACGUGGCUUUCGACCAACCUCGGCAUCCUGACCUGUAUCGAGUGCUCCGGCAUCCACAGAGAGCUGGGUGUCCACUACUCUAGGAUCCAGUCUCUCACUCUGGACCUGUUGAGUACAUCUGAACUACUGUUGGCAGUCAGUAUUGGAAACACCAGAUUCAAUGACAUCAUGGAGGCAGGCCUUCCGAAUGACAUGGUCAAACCACUGCCGCAAAGUGACAUGAAUGCCAGGAAGGAGUACAUUGUGGCAAAGUACGCUGAACGCCGGUACGUCCUGCGCAGAGGAGAGGAAUCAAACCCCGGCCGGCUGUAUGAUGCCGUGAAGAGCCGCGACCUCACUUUGCUUCUGCAGCUCUACGCCGAGGGAGCUGACCUGGUCAAACCCCUCCCACUUCCCGAAGGACAGGGGAUCAAAGAGACAGCGCUUCAUCUCGCUGUCCGUCUGGAAGAAAGAAGCUCUCUGGGGCUGGUGGACUUUCUCUGUCAGAACAGCAACUGUCUGGAGAAGAGGACGACAGAAGGGAACACGGCUCUUCACUACAGUGUCCUGCAUCACAAGCCUGAAUCUCUUAAGUUGCUGCUCAAAGCGAAAGCUUCCCUUCACACAGUGAACUCGGGAGGAGAGACCGCGCUGGAUAUUGCCAAGAGGCUGCAGCACGCAGAAUGCGUGGAGCUGCUGGAGCUGGCCCAGAGUGGGAAAUUUAACUCUCAGAUCCAUGUGGAGUUCACGUGGGAAACUCAGUCUCAGGAGUUCUAUGACAGCGAGGAUGACCUGGAUGAGAGGGUGAGUCCAUUAUCCAAACAACGUUCCCCCCUGUCUCCGAGUCCAAAUGGAGGCAGCAGCUCUUCCUUUGCUCGCCUGACUGGGAGUAAUGGUGCCAGCGCUGGUAAAAGUGGCAGGCCCUGUCAAACCUACGAGAAUCUAGAAUUCCUGUAUAAAAAUCCUCCAUUCAAUAGCGCCCCCUCUGGAGCAUCAAUGCCGCCGCCGCCACUUCCAGUAAAAUGCAUCCAAAGAGGUCGCUCAGACCCCCAGAUUUCAGUGACGGUGAAGGAGGGGAACCCCCUUCCACGACGCUCGUCUAAUAUAGUCGUCCAUUCAUCCAGCCCCCAGACGCAGGCGAGGCACAGUCCUCCGUCACCCAAUACAGAGAACCAAGGCCAAAGCGGGAGACCCCCUAAGUCUCCCAAUGGACAAGGAGGUCUGUUCAAGGCCCAGAGGCAGAGCUGGGACGGCCAACCUGGUACCAGUCCAGGGUCUCAGAGCGGUGUCCCAGUCAGUUCAGAGAAAACCACAUCGUACCGUCGCACCAGCAGCGGAGGAAGCAGCCAGGGGAAGGGCAGCGUUUUGUCUCCGAGCUGUGUCGGCAGCCAGGAGGAGCUAUACUGCAGCUUAGUCGGGAAUAAUGCGGGCCUUGCUCCGUCUCCCGCUCCCACUCCAGCCCCUGCUCCUGCUCCAGCUCCAGCUCCGACUCCAACUCCAGCUCCAGCUCCGGGCCCCUCAUCUUCACCUACCGUGACCUGCGCCCCACGACCCCGUCGGAACGCUAUGGUUUCCGGCAGCAGACCACAUCAAAAGCGUGUCAAGGCUUUAGUGGACUGCCGAGCGGUCAGUUCGGAGCAUCUUGCCUUUUACAAAGAUGAAGUCAUUGUGGUCACAGCCACUAAUGACCCCCACUGGUGGGUCGGUCACAUAGAAGGGGAACCGUCCAGGAGCGGGACGUUUCCCGUCAACUACGUCCACAAACUUACAGAAUGAAGGAGACGCACUUCAUGAUAGAGAAACGGAUGUGUCACCAAGUGGAACUUAUCUACAGUAUUCUUUCCAUGGAUUCAACUCAGACUAGUGGGUUUGCAAACAUUUCCUCCUGAGGAUAUACUGGCCAAGGGAUAUCCGAAGAUGCAAAUGACUGUUUUAGGGCUUUAUACUCUUUUAACAUGUAUUCAUACUAGGAAAAAACAAAGAAACCGAAUGCUUACACUGCCCUGUAAAGCAUUAUGUUUGUUGUCACUAUUGAAAGGUACAAGUAAAGCAUUUGGUGUUGGAAUAGAAUAACGUCCAUUUAACCAUUAAUCCACCAUUUGUAUAGCAGUCGAUACUGAUCCAGGUUGUACAUAGAGACAAAAAUCACCUGCAGGGCAAAACCCUUUAAGGCACUUUAAACCAGAAGGAAUCUUGGCAGAACUGUAAAUGUGUACAUAGCUAGCUCAUGAAUAGGGAUUUAGCUGCUUUUUGUUUUGAACGGAAACUGUCUAGUCUUUUAAAUCACAGUAUACUAAGACUUGGAUGUGAGGUUCAAACCUGCCCAGCAUCCGCCGCAGCCUGCCCAGGGACCUGCCUGCCAGUCUGUCUCCGACAUAACGGCGGGCGUCCGGGCAGCCCAAAGGACACAUAUGAAACUUAAGCUCAGCCGUCUUGACUCUGGGCAUAGCUCUCUGGCUGCACGGAGAGUGGAGGAUCCAGUUUCUUCUGGCACCGUGCAUCGGUCUCUGGAGAAUCCUGAUUAACGUCGGUGUGUUAGGGAAGAAAAAAAAAAGAAGAAAAAAGACUCUACGCCCUACCAGGAAAUGGCACUUAAAGAGAGCUUGUUAGUAGCAGCACCUCCACUCACUGCAAUAAUUUGUUCCUUUUGAACAUAGUCUUACUUACUGUAACCAAGUGUCUCAUUUUAGAUAUUCACAAGCACACUUGCACUUAAUGCACACGCAUGGUAGCUUCCAGGAUUCAGAAACUUUAAGGGAGGAAAUCACAUCUGGGAGUGGGAGAGGUGUCACUGCUCCACUUGUUAUACCAGAAACAAAAGCCAAAAUCCAGAUCUAGCACAUUUCACAGAAAUUCCAACAUGUACAUACUUGUCUCUUAAGACUGUAACAUAUUAAUCGAUGGUACACAUGACAUAUUUCUACCCCCGUUAUAUAUUUCUAAGUACUGUCAAUGCAGAUAGUGUUACUUCUUGAAAAAAAUUCAUUUUUUUUUUGUUUUUUGUUUUUUUUUAGUCUUUUAAAGUGAUGUGUAAAAAGGGAUACGAUAGUUUUGCCUAGAAAGGAUCCUCUCGCACUGACACCAGACAGCAGUGGAGAGAGGUUCAACAGUUUCACUUCCUUGUUUCGCUCUUCUCAUGUUGAUGAUUAAGCAAAGAAAUCAUGAGACAACCAGGUCACCAGCCGUGGACGGCUGCAUUAGGCCACAACUGUAAGAGGGAAACGCUUAAACCGUAGAAGAUUAGUUCAUUUUAGUGAGCGUAUUUGUAACAUACUCAUUAAACAUGGUUUAAUAAAUGCCAAGCUGUCUUUCGUA
Mugil cephalus (flathead mullet) is the source of this 5159-nucleotide messenger RNA. It is a transcript of the gene asap3, whose product is annotated as ArfGAP with SH3 domain, ankyrin repeat and PH domain 3. Bases 534 to 3620 code for a protein of 1028 amino acids. Gene Ontology annotation, biological process: positive regulation of GTPase activity. Gene Ontology annotation, molecular function: protein binding; GTPase activator activity. The transcript has 26 exons. Lineage: Eukaryota; Metazoa; Chordata; Actinopteri; Mugiliformes; Mugilidae. The record is from RefSeq and is a predicted model, not a curated record. Gene Ontology annotation, cellular component: cytoplasm.